AUGGGGUUUGAUCAUAUCAGUGGAUUUUGUCGAGAAGAAACUACAAUUGGGCUGCAAGAGGUGGUUCUGAAAGAGGAGGAGGGAACUCUGGAACCUCCAUUGAAUAGGAAAGGAAAGAAGAAGGUUGUUCCCAUAAUCUACAACUCGUCCAUUUGGGAGAUGGACCAAAUUGACAACAAAUUCUGGAGCUUAGGAAUGCUCCAGAAAUACGAUGAGUUUUGGGGCGUCAACAACAUUCUGGGACUAUACUGGCAUCGGCUUUCCCUUGUGAGAGAGUCUACUGUUAACAGCGUUGCAUCUGGUUCCGGUGUUGGAGGAGCAUCAACUGAACCACCGAACGUUGACAUUGCCUCCGAACCAGUAGCACGACCGUCGAGUGCUGCCAAUGUCUACUCUGCACCAGAUCCCAUAGUACAACCGUCAGGUGAUGCCAAUAUCUACUCUGCACCAGAUCCCAUAGCACAACCGUCGGGUACUGCUAAUGUCUACUCUCCAUCACCCCCGCGUUUUCGAGAGGAAAUUGCUCCAGCAGCAGCACCGCCACCUACUGGUGGUAGUUCGGAAGAGACCUUACCAUGUUGGAUGCACUGUCUGUUGGAGCCUAGUGGGAUGGUACUGAAGGUUGCUUCAGGCCACAUUGUGAAGGAGAAAUAUUUGAAAGAUGGAAAGUUUUCCAUUAACAUGGAAGAAUACCUACACAAAGAUUAUCGUCGGGUAUAUAUCGAAGAAGCCAAUAUGGAGAAUGCACUGCUCCCGUGUCCCUUAGUCGACGAUUCAUUGAUGACAGUAGGUCAAGCUGUAAAUGGUCAUGUGGCAUGGCCAAAAGACUAUCUUACAGCUGUUGGGAAAUAUUUGACACAACCACCCACCAAGAAACUUCAGAAGCAACCCGUGAAGAAAAGCUCUGAAGAUUUACUCGGUCCUCCAACACAGCCUCUAAAACACCCUGGGAGGCCGAGUAAGGCAAAAGUUAAUGCAAAGUAUGCCCAACCACGCCAAACUUCUUCCAUUAUUGCAUUUUGGAACUUCGUCAAAAGGUGGCCCAAGUCAUCCAUGCUCCAAUUCCAAGUCCAGAAUGAGCUAUUUGGGGUCGCAGAUGACUCUAUUUGGCUUGCUAAGAGUGACAUUCAAGAAUUGUGCACCAUGCAAUACUUGGGAGCCCAACAAAUAGGAGUUUGGUGCAAGUAUGAUUUAUAACUCUUAAUAAUAAACUCGCUAAUGUUCA
Molecule: messenger RNA, 1225 nt
Organism: Cannabis sativa
Lineage: Eukaryota; Viridiplantae; Streptophyta; Magnoliopsida; Rosales; Cannabaceae
Exons: 5
Coding region: 1-1197 (398 amino acids)
Source: RefSeq, a predicted model, not a curated record